AUGGAACAUCCCCAUUUGCAGGUACACUCCCCCGGCCCCAUUCGAGUGAGCAUCGAUGGGCAUUAUGCCUUAAGUGGUGGGGCUGAUGGAGUUGUGGCGCUUCACCCGCUCCGACGGUUCCCAACAGCUCAGCCGCUUUGGGCACGUCAAUGCCAUACGGGGGCCGUCACAUGUGUGCGACUUCACACUGCCCUGCGUCUUGCCAUCUCUUGUGGCCGUGACGGCACCGUCGUACUCCAUGAAAAUGUUAUUAGCGACGUCAACGCCACAAGCAACAAUAACAGCAACACAAAUGCUUCCACUGCUGGAACCGAUGCUAACAGCGGGGAACAUACGGUGCGCGUCAUGUGUCGUGUAACUGGUGAAUUGCGGACGGUACUGUUUGAUUCAGAGAGACGGCGUGUCUUUAUUGCGGGCGACUCGUUACGUUGCCUUCACAUGUCACCAAGUGGCUGUGUGGUGCAAACUAUUCCUAUGUGUGUGCCAUCCCCAGUUGUUUCUCUCGCUCUUUCACCGUGUGGGGGCGUGUUGGCAGUUGCGUCUGCUAGCUGUGCGCUAGGUGUUGUUUCAGUUUGCAGCUCGUCGUCAAAUGAUUCGGCAUCGUCGCACUUCUCACGUGAAAACUCCCAAGAGUCACAGGAAAGGGCUAACCGGCUGAAGGACUUGAAGAUUGUUCUUCCAAAUGUGUUAACACCGGUGGCUAAGCGAGAGGACGAAGUGGCCUAUCGCCUCACCUGGUGCACCACUGGAAAUGGUGCUUUGUUUCUGCUGGUUCCUCGAGUGACAGAGGCGCGUGUGCUGCGCUUUGAAGAGGCGACCACACCCCCAUAUACUCAUCGGCUUCGACAUGUUGGUAAUAUUGAUAGUCUUGGGCUCACGGAUCUACUUGGUGUGGCAUGUCACCCGUUGAGUGUGCACGUGAUAUCCGUGCUCCUGGUGAGCGGGGCAGGUACUGUUGUGGGAAAAGUGGAUACACGCAAGUGGAAUAUUGUGCGAAUCCGGUCACAAAAUUACACGGGCUGUGCGGACGCCGAAGUGGACUCAACAAGUGGCGAUGUGGUUGUGGGGACGCUGGACGGGAGGGUGACAUAUAUGAAACGGGAGGCUCCAAAGGCUGUGGGAGCAUCAACAAAAGGUGCCACGGAAGGUGAAGGCAAGACUAACAGGGUGUCGGAAAGUGACUGUGGAGGAGCAAAGAAGAAGUUGAAGACGGAGCCAUCUGUGAGGGACCGAAGCAGGGACGUGACGAAUGGCGAUAAGGCGGGGCAACGAAAUAACCGGGAGGUGAGGGACGGUGGUGGUCGCGACGGUAGUGACGAUGGGUUUAUUGUUGAUGACGACGAUAGUGGUAGUAGCGGUGGUGUCAAGUCAGUUUCCUCAGGAUCAUCGGUUAUGGCUGUGGAGGAGGAUUUUAAACAAGUGGUUGCGGAUCUGAAGCGGACGAAUCCGACGUACGACGAUGAGAUCGAUCAAAAGGAGCGACCAUCCCGAUGGCGGAGGGAAGAUCCCCGUCGAGUAAUACGUGACGUGGAGGAUGGUGAUGCUACGGGAACCCCCCGCCGGUCAGUUUUCCUCGAUGACGAGGCAGAAGAGUCAUCAGACGGUAACAGUGACGACGACGGUCGCGAGGAGGAGGAUGAGGAGGGUGAGGAUGAUUAUGAUGGAAACCAUGUCGCCAGUACCGUGAGGGGACAUGGUCGAAAGAAAUUCAAUGACGGUGGUGACAACGACUGUGACAGUGAAGCGGUGGACGUUGGAAGUACAUCAAGCUCCACACACUUGCCGAACGACGCAGCUGCCACACAUUCGGGCGCAGCCAUGGGUGGAUCACCUGUCAUGGAUUACUUCUUUCAGAUUGGCGCAACGCCCCCUGGGGAGGAGGGCAGUUGCUACCUUGCCUAUAACUCCGUUGGGUACAUUCACUGCACAGCCGAGGCGACCACAAUUCACUUUCACGAUAUGUCCCUGCAAGCAGUACGGGUUCUGGAGCGUGGGACAAUGCUUAUGGCUUCUCUCAGUCCUGUUGGGGCUGCUUUUGUUAUUGCGCAGGAGGCUACUGACAUGGAAAGUGUUGAUGACCUCGUUCCACGUCUUACCAUUUACUACCGCACCUUUGUUUCUAUUGGCUUACAACCUGAUUGGCGGUUGCGACUUCACACGGGUGAGGUGGUGCGUUGCAUUGCCACCGGUGUGCGCUAUACGGCCGUCGCAACGAGCCGUUACCUUCGUAUUUUCUCACUCUCUGGAUUGCAGCUCGCCGUAAUAAGCCUAUUUCCUCGCAUUGUAGCGAUGGUGGGAACCAACAGCAAAAAAGUGAUGCAGGGCUACGGGGCAGAUUUUGACCCACUUGCUGUGUGUUACCUUGAGGGGGGUGGGGAGUUGCGGCUUCAGGUGCUCGAUGUGGGCUCUAGAAGUGUGGUGGUGCCCGCUACCACUGUUCCAGUCACUACAACACAUCAGCUGCAAUGGAUGGGUUGGUCAGAGGAUGGUCCACUUCACAUUGCCGACACCGCUGGUGUGUUGCAGAUGUUCACACAGAAUUGGGGUGGCAGUUGGGUUCCGGUCUAUGAUCCGCGGUGUAUGAAUGAUCAAACUUACAACCUGUGGAUUUGGGGUGUGUGUGAUGAGUCCAUGCUUGUCUAUCGUUCAUGCAAAGACGAUCCACCCUAUCCAGCUGCCGUUGCAAGUGGGUUACCAACUGAGCGGGUAUCGUUGUUUCUUCCUCUGCUACACUCUGGCACAGAGCGGGAUACGGUCAUGUGGGAUCAUCUUAUACGCCGUGAGGUCCGCACAGAUGAGAUAAAGCGACGUAGCGACUUUUAUACGAGUAAUAUCGCGAAACACGAUAUGUUGCACGACAAGAAGAUUAUGGAGUUCUUUAAUAAGGCACUAGGUGAUCAGCAGACCUCGAGAGCGGUGGAUCUUGCCACAUUUCUUGAACUUCGAGACAAUAUUGAGGUAUGUGCAAAGGAGGCAAACGCAAAGGGACAUGCGCAGCUUGUGCAGAAACUUCUCGCCUUGUUGGAGGUGCGCGUAAAGUCCAGGAAAAAGAGACGCUGCUCGUUACCUUUGGAGGGCUCCGUUGUGAGCGAGCGAGAGCGGGAUAUGCUGUUGAGGAAGAUGCUCAUGAAAGAAAAGUCUGAGAUGAACAAUAACAACGGCAGUGGGGAUUCCACCAAAGUCCACAGCAGCCUCGGUGCCACCAGCAAUGAAUGUGGCCACGACAACACCAAAGGCGAUGGUACCAACAGCAGCAACCCAACUGCUGGAAGUCCGGACCGUUCUCUGAAUCAGGUGGAAGAUAAGCCCGAAACCGCUAACAGUUCUUGUGCAACUGCGAGUUUCCCCACACGGCGGCGUGUCACGUUUGCUGACGCUCCAAGCUCUUCUCCAUCGCCAGGGAGAUCUCUCCGAGCCUCGCCAGGAGGUGCUGGCGCCGUAAGCACCAAAACUCCCGCGGUUCUGGGACCAUCAUCAGCCUCAAAGGCAACGAACCCUUUUAGCAAGCGGCCCACGGGUGGAAAGGCUCCCACAACCGCUUCGACUGCAGCGACGGCAGUGCAGGCACCGCCGCAGCCCAAGAAACCGAUAAACCCCUUCAACAAGUCGGUGAAGGCGGCAACAAGUUCGGUUGAUUUGUCAGCUUUACAGAGUCGCUCGUUAACCCAGUCGCCUGAAAAAGGCGCACCACCCUCCACCACCAUGCUUGUUCUCGGAGAUUCGCAGUCGCAGGAUACCUUUGAGACGGAGGGAAGUGAAGGAAGGACAAAGGACUUAGAAAUGGGGAGGGAUGUUGUGGGAUCACCCCAGCAGCGCUUGUCAUCAAACGCAAGUGCUGUGACUCCACUGUUGUCACCAUCGUUAACAACUUCAGCUGCCGCUUCGGGGACACCGAAAAGAGGCGAUGGUGCUGGCAUGCAGUCACCAGAGGCUGCAGCACACGGCCCCGGGUGUAACAAAGGAAAUGUUAUGCAUCCCCAAAAAGGGAUUAGUACAGAAACCGUACACCCCGCCACGCAGAAGGAUUCUACCAACGGCCUCUACACUGCAGGGGGUUUGGCAACGACAACCACAGUUACCAGAACUCAGAAUAAUAGUGUAACGACGACUCACUUCGUCCCAAAGGUGGAGCCUUUUCUUUCACCACAGAAUGCCGUGUCUUCAUCGCUACCAGUGACUAAUGAGGUUGCUGAUCCGUUCCUCGAUGUGAAUGAUGGUGGUCCCGUUUCGCUUGAUUCACUUUUGCUCGAUGUGGGCCACGAUUCAUCGGCAACCUUCACUCCACGCAGCGCCUCUUUCGGGGCGGCUUUGCUGAAGCGCUACCGCGAAGAGGAAGAGGACAACAGUAAUGGUAGCGUAGGAUUUGUGGUUGAGACCAAGUUGUCUGCGGCUGCGGCUGGUAAUGAUAUCGACGGCAGUGGUAGUGGCGGAAGUCAUGACAACGUUGGCUUGUAG
Trypanosoma brucei brucei TREU927 is the source of this 4455-nucleotide messenger RNA. RefSeq lists its product as hypothetical. Gene Ontology annotation, biological process: DNA repair; mitotic cell cycle; DNA-templated DNA replication. The transcript has a single exon. Gene Ontology annotation, cellular component: nuclear replication fork. The record is from RefSeq and is a predicted model, not a curated record. The coding region runs from base 1 to 4455 and encodes 1484 amino acids. Gene Ontology annotation, molecular function: protein binding; chromatin binding. Lineage: Eukaryota; Euglenozoa; Kinetoplastea; Trypanosomatida; Trypanosomatidae.